Molecule: messenger RNA, 1845 nt
Organism: Rhagoletis zephyria (snowberry fruit fly)
Lineage: Eukaryota; Metazoa; Arthropoda; Insecta; Diptera; Tephritidae
Gene: Ir56d
Product: Ionotropic receptor 56d
Source: RefSeq, a predicted model, not a curated record
AUGACUCACAAAUCCAAAACAAACUCUUCGCUGUUCCAAACGUUCAUGAGUGCCGAAUCAAAUCAACGUACAAGCGUCCGUAUGCCGCAGCAAUUGAGUAGCGGGUUUGUUAUCGAAAUACUGUGCGCACUUUUCAAAGUGUAUCAAUUUAAAAACGUCAUUAUUUAUGUAAGUGAAAGAUUAAAUCUGAACACUGAGUGGUCUAUGGAAUUCUUUGCUGAAUUUUUCGCGGCUUUUCCAUUGAUACCAAAUAUAAUUAUGGCCUGCAGUAAUGAAACUAAUACAAUCGCUUCCAUCAUGAAUGUUCUGAUCAGUCCUUCACUCAGUUUGGUAUUCACGACCGGACCAGAUGAUGCGGUAAUGGCACUGACAGCUGAAAGCAUGAAACGCAUACGCAAAUUGAAAACUAUUUUUAUACUACUUCCCACCUUGGACUCGGAUGCCAUUUAUGAGUCCACUGACAGUUACAUGCACUUUUGGCAGAUAAUAAAUAAUACAUAUACCUGGGUUUGGCAUAAGCAGUUUCUCAACACCAUUUUGUUAACCAUACGCGAUCAUGUCUAUAUACUCGAUCCAUAUCCGACUUUGGAAAUUAUUAACAAAACUGACAAUUGGCAUACGGAAGACUUCUUUGUCAAUUACUACCACAACUUCAAAGGUUAUGUAUUGGAUACUAUGAUUCGUUACGAUCUACCGCGUAUAUUCGAUCGCCGCUAUGAGCAGGAUAAACUGACAUUCAGUGGCACCUCCGCUAAACUAUUCACAUCCUUUGUGAAAUCCAUUAAUGCCACUUUAAUUGAUUCCACGGUGCCAAGCUCACCGCAUGAACCAGCUGGGAUGAGUCAAAUGAUUGAACUCAUCGCAAAUAGAACCACCGAAUUAAGUCCUCACUCUUUUACAGCACUUUUCGCUGUUGCCCAUGUGGGCAUGAGCUAUCCAAUUGGUAUCAAUGACUGGUGCAUUAUGGUGCCCUUUUACAAUCGCUCGCCAGAACAUCUUUACUUACUACGCAGUUUUCAAUAUUCCACCUGGUUGUUGUUGCUCUUCGCCGUCAUCUAUAUAUCCAUCACGCUGUGGUUGUGCGCGCCCGAGCGUCCUAGGGAAUACAGCAAGGCGCUAUUACAGUCGAUUUGUUCAAUGCUCUACAUCGCUCCUGCAUCAGCGUUCAACACACGCAACCCGCGUAUGUGUUUUCUUUUCUGCUGCCUCUACGUCAUCGGUUUUCUCACCUCCAAUUGGUAUAGCACAAAGAUCGCUAGCUACCUCAUGACUUCAUUACCUUCACCACAGCUCGAUACGGUAGACGAUGUGAUUCGUGCUGAUUUACGAAUAAAAGUUUUUGACUACGAAUACGUACGCCUCGAGCACAUGCCGGCGCAAUAUCCACCGCGAUUUCUACAACAACUCGACAUCGUUGAUAAGUACUUUAUGGAUCAUCAUCGCGAUAAGCUGAAUACCAGUUUUGGUUAUAGCAUACAAUCUGAUCGCUGGGAGUUUCUCAAACUGCAACAGCAAUUUCUGCGAUAUCCACUCUUUCGGCGUUCGAGCAUUUGUAUUGGUCCGUUUCAUCAUGUCUUUCCUUUGUAUAUCGAUUCACAUCUGAGCACACCUCUAAAACAUUUCAUCAUGCGUGCUACGCAAUCGGGUUUUCUAAACUAUUGGCAAAAAUCGGCCUUCGCUGAUGCGGUUCGUUUGAAAUUGGCUAAAAUCAUAUUGGUACAUGAGGAUCCGAUCCCAUUGACUUUGGGGUUUCUUCUGCCAAUUUGGUAUGUGUGGGGUUUGGGACUCACAAUCGCGGUAAUGAUUUUCAUCUGUGAAUUGUACAUGGCUAGAAGCCGGAGAUGA